Molecule: messenger RNA, 1482 nt
Organism: Suncus etruscus (white-toothed pygmy shrew)
Lineage: Eukaryota; Metazoa; Chordata; Mammalia; Eulipotyphla; Soricidae
Gene: EFEMP2
Product: EGF containing fibulin extracellular matrix protein 2
Exons: 11
Coding region: 89-1417 (442 amino acids)
Molecular function (GO): calcium ion binding
Source: RefSeq, a predicted model, not a curated record
UGCGCGUCGGUCCGUCGGUCGGUCGGUCGGCCGGUCGGUCUGUCCGUCCGUCCGUCCGCAGGCGUCGCGGGCCCCGAGCGACCCCAGGAUGCUGCCCUGGCUUUCCGGCCUCCCUGCGUCUCUGCUGCUCUGGACGCUGCUGCUGUUGCUUUUGGGGGCCGUGUCCCCCCAGGAAUCGGAGGAACUCGACAGCUACACGGAAUGCACAGACGGCUACGAGUGGGACGCGGACAGCCAGCACUGCCGAGAUGUCAACGAGUGCCUCACCAUCCCCGAGGCCUGCAAGGGCGAGAUGAAGUGCAUCAAUCAUUAUGGCGGUUACCUGUGUCUACCGCGUUCUGCUGCGGUCAUCAAUGACCUGCACGAGGGGCCACCUCCGCCCGUCCCACCCGCACGACACUCCACGCCCUGCCCUCCUGGUUAUGAACCUGACGAGCAGGAGAGUUGCGUGGACGUGGACGAGUGUGCCCACGCUCUGCAUGACUGCCGCCCCAGCCAGGAGUGCCACAACCUGCCAGGCUCCUACCAGUGCACCUGCCCCGACGGCUACCGCAAGAUUGGACCCGAGUGUGUGGACAUAGAUGAGUGUCGCUACCGCUACUGCCAGCACCGCUGUGUCAACCUGCCUGGCUCCUUUCGCUGCCAGUGCGAGCCUGGCUUCCAGCUGGGGCCCAACAAUCGCUCCUGCGUGGAUGUGAACGAGUGUGACAUGGGGGCGCCUUGUGAGCAGCGUUGCUUCAACUCCUACGGGACCUUCCUGUGUCGCUGCCACCAGGGCUAUGAGCUUCACCGAGACGGCUUCUCCUGCAGUGACAUCGACGAGUGCAGCUACUCCAGCUACCUCUGCCAGUACCGCUGCGUCAACGAGCCAGGCCGCUUCUCCUGCCACUGCCCAGAGGGCUACCAGCUGCUGGCCACGCGCCUCUGCCAAGACAUCGACGAGUGUGAGUCGGGCGUGCACGAGUGCUCAGAGGCCCAAACCUGCGUCAACUUCUACGGGGGCUACCGCUGCGUGGACACCAAUCGCUGCGUGGAGCCCUAUGUCCAGGUGUCAGACAACCGCUGCCUCUGCCCGGCCUCCAACCCCCUGUGCCGGGAGCAGCCCUCGUCCAUCGUGCACCGCUACAUGAGCAUCACCUCGGAGCGGAGCGUGCCGGCCGACGUGUUCCAGAUCCAGGCCACCUCCGUCUACCCCGGCGCCUACAACGCCUUCCAGAUCCGCGCCGGGAACUCGCAGGAGGACUUCUACAUUCGGCAAAUCAAUAACGUCAGUGCCAUGCUGGUCCUCGCCCGGCCUGUGACAGGCCCCCGGGAGUAUGUGCUGGACCUCGAGAUGGUCACCAUGAACUCCCUAAUGAGCUACCGGGCCAGCUCCGUCCUGAGACUCACCGUCUUCGUGGGGGCCUACACCUUCUGAGGGGUGGGUGGGUGACUUCUGUCGAGGUGAGUGGGGAUGAGAGGCAAUAAAAGGAGAAAGACACA